AUGUUAAAGAACGCCUAUUUAACGCCUCCGCCAAACAAAAGUGCCAAUCAUCGCUACGGAACCAGGGGAAACGUUGAGAGACAGAAUGGAACUUCAAAGAGUGUAUUAGUGCCAAAGAGUAGCAUAACACAGGUAAACAUCCCGAUAUAUUUUUUAAAUUUUAGGUAAAGAUGAGCUUAUUGACUGGAUGUUUAUGUCUUCUCUUCUAAUCUGGUCCACAAAACUAUUGCCUUGUUUUGCCUUGCCUUGCCUUGCCUUGCCUUGCCUUGCUCAUCUAGCCCCGCUGCCAUCAUCUUGUCCCAUCCUACUCUGUUCUAGUCUUCUCCUAGCUCAACCCUACCUUUAUCUACUCUGACGUACUCUUUUUCUUACUCUGGCUUUGCUUUAGCGCUGUCCUAGCCUUGUUUUAGCCUAUAUUUCCUAGACAUAUUGAAAGCUAUACUUUUGUUUUCUAGCCAAACUUCUGUCUUAUCAUAGCGCCUUCUCUACCCUACCUUACCCAACCUUAUUCCAUCCUAUCUUUCUUCUAGUCUAGCUUUUCCUGAACCAUUCUUUUUAUCUUGUCUAACUUACCUAUUAUAUACAACUUACCCUACCUUAAGCAUAGCCAAUUAAAGCAGCCUAGCUACCACUUUUUUAAUUUUUUUUAAAAUUUUUAUCCGCCUAAUAUCUUUUAAUUGUCUGAAAGUUUGAAAAUAGUUUCGUGGACUAGCGCUUCCGAGUUUCGUCGUUAUCUGACCCCGAAACAAUUGACAACAGGCUUUGGGUUAUACAGGCGCGACAACUCGCCCAUUAAUCAAUGAAUCUCCAAAAUAUAUUCGCACUUUUGUCAUCAACUUUUCUGACUAAACUAUAUCGUUUUUGUCAAGAUUUCUUAAUUAGAAGCAUAUUUUUUAAGCUUUAGGUGUAGUAAAUUAAUAAAUUUUUGAAUUUACCCUAACCUUUUUUGCUGUAAUAAAAAUUUUUACUAUGUUUAAAAUUUAUUACUAAAAACAAUUUUUAUCACGCCCUGCAAUUUGUUCUUAAAAUGUGUGUUACCAUACCCUUAAAAUUAAAAAAAAAAAAUUAGCACGCCCGUAAAAAUUUUUUUUUAGUUAGCUAAAAAAUUUUUUACCACGCCUUAGCCCAGAGCCCUAGCCCAGAGCCUUAGCCCAGAGCCUUAGCCCAGAGCCCUAGCCGUUUGACAUUCUUCUCAAACGUAGCAACUAUCACAACAUCUCGAAACACUGUCUUAAUUUGUCGAUGUUAUCCGGCUUCCGGAUUCUGUCGCAAAGUACGCAAAUUCUCGACAAAACCCCAGUCGGAAUCGUCUCGACUUGUACUUCUUUUUUUUGCGUCAGCGCACUUUAAAGUUAUCUAUCUAAUUUGAGACAAUAUAUCUCAGUGUUUCCGCACCGAAAUCACAAGCGAUAAUCAAUUUAAUCGUUUCGGUGUGCGGCGACGUUUUACCGCGUUGCGCUUAUACGGUACAGGGAUAAAGCUUCUACUCUUCUACAGACGGCAAGGAGAUGGGAAGGGGAGGGGGAGGGAGGGGAGAGAAGAGGGGGGGGGGGGGGGAAGCUGUACGUGCAGUGCAGGGCAGGGUAACAAUGUUGCUAAAGGUUGUGGUUGUAGACUAGAUAGGGUAGGGUAGGGUAGGGUAGGGUAGGGUAGGGUAGGAUGUAUGUUGUACAUUACAGACGGCAGGAGAACGGUGGCAGCAAAACAUCAAAAACCAAAACACUGUAGCAACCUAAGAGUGCUCUUAGGUUGCUACAAUUAAGCGUAGAGAAGCAUCCAUCUGUAGAUAAAGAAAAAGCCGUUUUUCUCAAAAAAACUUUUAAAAAAUUGUUAACCCGAAACGAGGUUAGUCGUUUCAAAUUCUCGCUGAUACCCUUAAUUUCGUCGACGCACUUUUGUGCCCUACAAGAGUGCAGGCGAUUGUUUUUCUUUCCGCUACAACUGAUUUUUCGCUUCGGGUCGAGGGAAUGUUUCUGAUGAUUUUAGAGGAGUUGCUUUGGGAUUGAUGGUAUGUAUUUUAGACUAUAUGUAAAUUUUUUUGGUAAGAAAUAGGAAAAUUAGAUUUUUUUAAUUUUUUGUAUAAAAAUUUGUACGUUAGGAAAGGUUUCAUCGUAUAACACGUCAUCCGCUAACCUUAGAAUUGGAUAAAAAGACAUUUGUACAGAAAGUUUUUGCUAUUUUAUGUUUUGUAAAAAAAGUUUUUGCCAUAUUAUGUUUUGUAAAGAAAGUUAUUGCCAUUUUUUGUUCUGUAAAGAAAGUUGUUGCUAUUUUUGUCUUGUAAAGAAAGUUCUUUCCAUUUUUUGUCUUGUAAAGAAAGUUUCUACCAUUUUAUGUCAUGUAAGGAAAGUUCUUGCUAUUUCUUGGUUUAAAAUUUGGAACUUUAUAAUUUCGAAAUAAAAAUUAGGUUAAUUUUUUGUCACGUCACAAUAUUUUUUUCAAGUUACCAUAGCACUUGUCAGACAUACGACAAAGUAAUGAAUUGAUUCGUGGAUAACCAGUUUUAAAAAGAAACUGUUUGAAACGUUUUUUGUUUCGAUAAGCGUUUUUUUAGGUUUUGGGGUGACCAACUUACUUUUGCGCUGCUGAUAUACUAUCUAAUUAAUCGGAUACACUUUUCAUACUUUUUACUCUGUCAGUUUUUGAUGUUUUUUUUUUUGGGAUUGUCAAUUUAUAGUAGGCUGGUUUGGUUUUGUUGUUUUUUGUAUUUUUUUUUAUUUUUAAAUUUUUAUCUAUCCUUAGCCCUAGCUUUAGAUUUUUGUCUGAUUUUGCCUUAGACUUGCCCUAGCUUUGUCCGAGUCUUUCCCUAGCCUUGCCCUAGCCUUGUUCUAGCCUUGCCCUAGCCAUGUUGUACCCUUGCAUUACUUCGCCCUAGUCUUGCCUUAGCCUUGCCCGAGCAUUGCCCUCCUCUUGUUUUAGCCUUGCCCUGGCCUUGCACGCGCCUUGCCCUAGCCUUGCCUUAGUUUUCUCCUAGCAUUGUCCUACCCUUUUUCUUAUCUUUUCCUAGUCUUGCCCUAGCCUUGCCCUAGCCUUGCCCUAGCCUUGCUUUAGCCUUGCCUUAGCCUUGCCCUAACCUUGCCCUAGCCUUGCCCUAGUCCUUAGCCUUGCCCUAGUCCUUAGCCUUGCCCUAGUCCUAACCCCAACCCUAGUUCUAGCCCAGCUCUAUAUUCAAUCUUACUCCGCCAAGCUUUAUCUUAUCCCAACUGAUUACUCACCCCCCCCCGUCCCGUUUUUUGUCUUAAAUCAUCUGAAAGGUAGCCGCGAGCGCCGUUGUUGUAUAUCGAAAUGUUUCACCACUGUUUUCUUUCCAAUUCUUUCGUUACAUUUUACGGCGCCGCGAGGAUUUUUUUUUGUCAUUUCGAAGAAUGCAAAAAGGAUAAGGAGCGGAGAAAAAAAAGAUAUCGUUGGAUGAUGGUAAAGACGCACCAAACAGGCUGCAACCGAUGAUAAAAUAAACUUUUGGAAACUAUCCAUCCAAUUUACUCUCUAAACGAAGGAUCAAAUGUCACAGAUGGUUUUGGGUUGGGGGAUGGGGUUGUUCGUUUGGGGUUGGCGGCGGGGGUAGUUGGGGUGGAAGGGAGGGGUAUUUGGAGUGGAAAGAAUGGGUACUUGCGAGUAAAAGGGUGAGAUAGCAAACGGAAAAAGAGAGAUAUUUUUAAAAUUUUUUCCGUGUCUUGUCUGUCAAUUUUACAAUUUUUUGUCUAUCUUUUUACUUGUAAGUCUUUUAAUAUAUGUAGAUAUAGGGCUUCAUAUAAAUUAGCAUUAAUAUAAAAAAGCAAAAAAAAACCUAUGUUAGGUACAACGAAAACCAGAUGGUGCCGUAGAAACUGUAAAACAACGGCCAAACAGACCUUUAAAACAGCCGAUUGUCAAGAAACGUACAGUGAAAAGUAGAAACAACAAAAUGUAAGCCUAUAAACAUUAUUAGCGUUUUUAAUGUCUCGCAUUUUUAAAAUCUUAGCAUUGAACUUUGAGUAAAAAAAUUAUUUUUAGCAAACCUCAAAACAAUGCUAGUUCAAAAAAAGUUCAAAAAAGACCAAACUCAACCCUAAAAACAGCUCAAGUUUAUCAAAUUGUAAAGAAAGUUCCUGAAGACGAGUCUCGACCCUCUACAAGUAGCGAUUAUCCGCAACAUUUCGAACCGAGUUCGUAUCAACCAAUAAAUCAACGUUUUGACAAAGGUUCGAAAACAGAACCGGAUUUCAACAAAAAUCAAAUAAAUUACAAUCGAAACAAAAGCGAGUCGGUUAUUAAUGUAGCCGGUCUUGAGCAAUAUGCUUCACGCUGUGAUGAUGAACACGCAAAUCAUGCGGGAUUUGAAAGAAGAUAUGAAGGACAAGAAAGUAAAGAUGUUGUAGACGGUAUUGAAGAUACAGCUUUUGGUAGUACUGAUGGAAAGUCUAGAGAAAGAAAGACAUUUGCUGAUGACACUACUGAUUCAGAAGAAAAAGAAGAAGAUAAUACGGAAGCGAUAGACCUAAGGGAGAAAAAUGUUUAUGAUGACGAUUCAAAUUACAGAACAACUUUAAAAACGUUUUGGGCCUAUCCUAGCAGCUCUAAAAAGUCUUCAAAUGAAGUUAACACCUAUGCCAAACCUUUUGUUCUUACAAAACUAAGACUUCUUAAGAAACGUUCUAAUUUUAAAUACGUAGCAAGCAACGCCAACAUCAACAAUAUGCCUUCAACUGACCCAAAAAAAAGUACAAAUGGAUACAAACAAAAAAUAAUACACCUUUCUUCAAUAGCACCAUUGCCAACCACAAACGGUCAGUCUAAAUCAACAUACAAAACUACGACAUCAAGUUCAAAUAUUAUUGGUGCUAAUAAUGAAGACCUUGAAGCAGAAGCUACUAGUUCAACCCAUAGACUAAAUGGAGUUAACAGUAACGGUUCGUCUGUAGUUUAUAAACUAAAGCCGGCUUUGAACGACGAUGUUACAAUGUAUUCCGGUGCUACAAGCACCGAUUCAAAAAAUGUCAGCCCAGAAGCAUCUACAUCAGAGAUAUUUGUACGGUCGAAACCUUCUUGGGAUCAGUCAAUAAGUAGAGACAGAACGCCCAUUAUAGCAUCAACUAAUCGGCAUAGACAGAUUAAACGUUUUCAAGCGUCAUAUAAACACAAAAUAGUUCCACCACAAUCUUCUUUUGUCACCCAGCACCUUGCAAAUGCAAUGCCUCAAGCCAUAGCUUUCGAUCCAUCUCCACCACCAAAUUUGGCACCACAGUCCUCAACCAAAUCCAAUAACCACGCUGAAAAUGUGGCCUCACAGUCCAAAUUCAACAACAACAAAGACAAUCCAGCAUCACACUCAACCAAAUCCAGCAACAGCGGACCGUCUGCCCAACCAUCAACAACACAGGCCAGCACAGAGAGUUCAACUACCGUGUGCACUUUAACGCGUGACCCGCCGUCGCUGACCACCGAAGCAGCAGAUGGAAUCGGGUAA
Bursaphelenchus okinawaensis is the source of this 5443-nucleotide messenger RNA. The record is from the annotation of a GenBank genome assembly. Lineage: Eukaryota; Metazoa; Nematoda; Chromadorea; Rhabditida; Aphelenchoididae.